Ictalurus furcatus (blue catfish) is the source of this 1325-nucleotide messenger RNA. RefSeq lists its product as uncharacterized. The record is from RefSeq and is a predicted model, not a curated record. Bases 211 to 861 code for a protein of 216 amino acids. Lineage: Eukaryota; Metazoa; Chordata; Actinopteri; Siluriformes; Ictaluridae. The transcript has 3 exons.
UGCAGUGCAGUCCUGGGAUGAUGUAAUAUGUGUCUCUUUAUAACUCCUGUACACUUAAUACUGUAUGUUUUUCAUUCUGUGAAUAUAAACCGUGAAGCAUGGCUUUCUGAACGAUUGCACUGCUCAUGUUCUUGUGUAUUUAUUGUAUAUUUAUGUUCUGUUCUCUGAUCUCCAGUACGCAGUGUCUACCCUCUGGUUUUAGGGAAAACCAUGAACUCCGAUAAGCACUUUAUGGAUCGUCUCAGAUCCGAAGUGAAGCUACAUGAAGUGGACUCGCAGAAUGACUGUGAUGUCCUCAUUGCUUUCGUCCCGAUUGUGUCUCGAGCUGGAACGGACAUUCAAGCUGCUCUUGAAAGAAUUCCCACAGAACAUUCAUACAAGCGCGUCGUUCUGGUGUCUCUCCACCACACAUAUGAUCCUAAUCACAUCGCACCAGACAGCAGACACUCUGUUCACAGGAAUGACGUGUUUGCUGUGGACUGUCUCUAUCAUGAAGACAUGGGACUGCUGAACUCCCGAACCAAUGAUGAGGCACUGAAAAGAGUAAUAAAGCAUCUAGGAGGAGAAACACCAUAUAAGGCUGCGGACAAGACCGAACUGAUUCCUUGGUUAUGCGCCGUGCUGAGCAUCUUUCUUUUUUACUUUGUUCUGCCAGAAGGGUACAGCUUCUUCACCUUCUUAAUUUUGGAGAUAUCGCUGCUGAUUAUCAUAUCUGUGUCCCUGAGAUACUACAGCCUUUACAAGUGGACUCUUUGGAUUUUUAUUGGUAUAAACGCUGUCCUCAUACUUGUUAUUCAGAGUUCCACUAAGGAGUCUGUGCAUGAGUUGAAUGAUGCCACUGAACACAGUCAAAACAUGUGAUACGGAUAAUAUUGCUUUGCCUGAUAUCGUGGUAUGUGGUUUAGAAAACUUGUUAAUAUUAAAUAAACACUUCUCUGUUCAAUAAUAAACUAUAGGCAUGGGGGACAAAAAUGUGUUCAUUUGUGGUUUUGUUAAAAGUUAAUAAGUUAAAUUGGGGAGGGGGGGGGGAAGGUUCAUUCAGGAUUAAUAGAAAGAUUUGAUUUAAGAUUAAAUUAAAAAUAAACUAAAAUUAAAUGAAAUAAAUCAAAUGAGUAAAAUACACAGUACUGUGCAACAGUCUUAGGGACUCUGUUUGUUUAGCAUAAAUUUUGUUAUAGAUAUUUAUUUAAUGAAUUCUGCUUUAUCGAGUCAGUACAGAAACGUUUUAGAUCUCCAAACAUUACUUAUCCAAAAAUAUAAUGUUGCAGAAAAAUAUUUACGUUAGAAGAGAAAGCAACGUAUUACAUAAGAGACCACUUUUCAGA